CCACUCAAACACUCAACAUGCAAGCCAUCCGUCUCCACCCCUCCCCAGACCCCUCCAAUCCCUACUCCCCCGCCAACCCAGCUCCCCCGUCAGCCCUAACCCUCGACGCCAACAUCCCCAUCCCCCAACCCUCCAACCCCGACGAAGUCCUCGUCCGCGUCAAAACCACCACCGCCGUCCGCGACGCCCUCACCUGGCCCGAGACCUACGCCCACGAAUACGCCAUCCCGGGCCACGACCUCGCCGGCACCGUCGCGGCCGUCUUCUCCGACUCGCCCGCCUCCCCAUUCCACUCCGGCGAUGAGGUCUUCGGCAUGGCGCACGCCGAUCGCGGCUCCGCCUGGGCCGAGUACGUUCUCGUCAAGACAGGCGAGAUCGCACAUAAGCCCUCCUCGCUGUCGUGGGAAGAGGCGGCCGCUGUGCCGCUGAGCGCGCAAACGGCCUACGAGGCGCUCUUGCACGCGGGAAUCUCCCUAUCAGCCCCCACGCGGCCGUCGGAGACAAAGCCGACUUCGAUUCUGAUCACCGGCGCUGCAGGUGGCGUGGGCGUCUACCUCGUGCAGCUGGCGCGUCGGGCCGGGCUCCGGGUCGUGGCGGCGAGCAGCUCGAAUGCGCGCAACGGGUCGUUCCUGCGGGAUCUGGGCGCCGACGAGACGGUCGAGUAUGUGGAUCUCCACGACCGGCGUGAGACGUACAAUGUCAUCGUCGAUACGGUCGGCGGGGAGGUGCUGGAGGGGUGCUGGGGCCUGGUGAGCGCGGGCUCCGGGAGUCUGAUUUCGGUCGACUCGGCGAGUUACGACUUCGGAAGGGAGCAUGAAAAGAAGGGGAUUCGGAGGGAGGGCGUCAAGGCUUUGUUUUUCAUCGUGCAGGGGAGUAGCGAGGCGUUGAAGGAGCUGGGUCGCGUUGCGGAUGAGGGCCGGUUGAAGGUGUUUGUGCUGGAUCGGUAUCCUCUGUCGAGGGCGGCUGAGGCGUAUGAGAGGGCGAGUGGACGGGGAGGGACAGGGCGAGGGAAGGUUGUUAUUACGGUUUGAUGUUGAUGACUUUUUUUCUCGGUUUUUGAAAAGUUCUGUUCUGUUCUACUUGAUUUUCUUUUGGAUAUGGAAAUGUAAUAUCGAUACUUCACCUUAAAUUGAACAAUCAAUUAAGCAAUUUAAUUAG
This is a messenger RNA of Aspergillus steynii IBT 23096, 1158 nucleotides long. RefSeq names its product NADP-dependent oxidoreductase. Gene Ontology annotation, molecular function: oxidoreductase activity. Bases 18 to 1031 code for a protein of 337 amino acids. The transcript has a single exon. NCBI's taxonomy places the organism in Eukaryota, Fungi, Ascomycota, Eurotiomycetes, Eurotiales, Aspergillaceae. The record is from RefSeq and is a predicted model, not a curated record.